CCAGGCGCGCUCCCCAGAAUGGGCGGGGCACGUGGACGUGCGGUGUUUGUAAGUAAAUAAACGCUCCCGUGUUGAUCUGUUCGGUGAACGCGCUUCGGACACCUAGUGACAGAGGAGUACAUAGGCUGGCCUGGGUGUGACACUCGUUGGAGGAGUUUGGUGGUCGGGGCUGGUUGUGGUGAAGUGGGUGCUGUGUGCAGUCCUUGUUUGUCAGGCUCCUGUAUGUGUCAUUAGUGUCCUCCCUGUAUGUGUGUAGAACACAAGGCCAGCACUUGUGUAUGAGUGUUGUAGAGGCCAGGCUCAGCACCCACCAGCCUACUGUACAGCCCUGAACUCCAAAUAUGGCAGCUGAGGUGCACCAGCCAGCCCCUGUCAGGGAGGUGGAGAGAGGUGAAGGCCAGGACUCCAUAGAGCCCAAGGCUCAGGGCCACAACAAGGAGAACGACCAGAACACACCCUCCCAGAUCAGAACUAUGGAGGCCCCGCUACCAAAGGUCAAUCCUUGGAUCAAGAAGAACAGCGGGCCCUCGCUGAGCAAUGUGUACGGGGCCCCGGGGCACGCAGACCUGCCGUGUCCCGCAAAGAUUGUAAGAGCUGCAAAACCCGUGUCUAAAAAGGCUAGCGACUUCAGUGACAUAACUAACUGGCCAACACCGAGUGAAACUGCCAACCAUGUGUACCAGCCGAACCUUAUAACUCCCCCCAACAAAAACUCAUAUUCUAAAAAGGAGAACAAAAGCGACAGUAAACCUGAGUGGAAAAGUAACCCUGAAAGCAAAGAGAACUGCGAGGUUGUCACUCCUGGCCAAAGCGAGGAAGGGCCUACAGCGGCUGCAAAGAAAAAGAUUGCCAAAAAUAAAUGGGUUCCAUUGCACUUGGAGGAAAAGAAGUCCAAUAAUCAGGAAAGGCCUGCUUCUCAGACAGAUUCUCCAUCUGAACCAAAUACAUCUAAACAUUUCAGACGAGGGCACCAUACACAUGGGUGGCAGCGAGAUAGAAAAAGUGACCUAGAUGAAGUCUCAAGCACAAGAAGUGAAUCUAGUGUUACCAGGGAAAGCUCCAGAGGACGAGGAAGAGGAGGCCGUGGAAGAGGCAGAGGAAGAGGGCAUUCUUAUUUUCAGUACGGUGUCCGUAAGGGGAAUGAGCCCUUUCAGUCUGACUUGGUUGAUAACCGAAGUAUGAUGUAUUGCUACAAUUAUGGAACUGGUGUCCAGAUGUAUCCUUUAGAUGCAAAGCUGCUGAAAGAGUACCUGAAACGUCAGAUUGAAUAUUAUUUCAGUUUGGAAAACUUGGAAAGGGAUUUUUAUUUGAGAAGAAAAAUGGAUGCCCAAGGAUUUUUACCUCUCUCCCUGAUAGCAGGCUUUCGUCGGGUGCAGUCUCUGACCACCGAUGUCAGUAAGAUUUAUGAGGCUUUGAAAGGCAGCACAGAGGUAGAACUGGUGGACCAGAAAAUAAGGAGAAAAGUAGAUCCAGAAAAAUGGCCCAUUCUCUCUACUCCACCUCAAGAAAUGAAACGUACUGACUUUACCCGCUUCAUCAACUGCCCUGAGUUUGUACCGGGAAAGCUGCAGGCCAAUCACACAGGAUCUGCUCCUAAUUCUCCUAGGAAAGGAAGUCCUCUGUUUCCAGAAAGAAGUUCAGAACCCAGCAACCUGCAGACAAUGUCAAAAUGUUUAUCUGCAAGUCUCCCAGAUCUGGAUUCUGAACAGUGGAUUGAAGUAAAGAGAAGACACAGAGCCUCUCCUACAAAGCCAAAGGAAGCAGAGAGCCGUCCAGUGACUCCAAAACAACACGUGACCGAGGAAGUGGAGCAAGAAGAGCUGGACUUCAUGUUUGAUGAGGAGAUGGAACCCCUACAGGGACGCAAAAAUAACUUCACAGACUGGUCUGAUGAAGACACAGAUUAUGAGAUUGAUGAUCAAGACCUGAAUAAAAUCCUUAUUGUUACACAGACCCCACCUCACCUUAAGAAGCAUCCAGGUGGAGACCGUACAGGAAAUCACACGUCACGAUCUAAAAUGACAUCUGAACUAGCCAAGGAUAUUAACGAUGGGCUGUACUAUUAUGAGAAAGACCUAUGGAAGGAAGAUAGUGAAACGGAUCAUCUAGCAUUGAAGCAAGAAAUAGAAAACUUCAGGAAAUUAAAUCUCAUCAGUAAAGCAGAGUUUGACAGUCUUGCACCAGAGCUAGCAGUUCAGCCAGAUACCGAACAGUCCCCGCCAAAUAUUCCCAUUUUUCCUCAAGGUGUUCCAGAAUCUCCUGUAUCCAUACCUGUUAGAACUCCUAAAACUCCCCGUACUCCACGCCUGCAGGAUCCCAGCAAGACCCCACGAUUUUACCCCGUGGUAAAGGAAACCAAAUCCAUGGAUAACCAGACCCCAAGAAAGAGGAAAACCCGACACAGUUCAAAUCCACCUGUGGAAAGUCAUGUUGGAUGGGUAAUGGAUGUCAGGGAGCACAGACCACGGACUUCAUCAGUGAGCAGUUCUAAUGCUUCUCCUUCAGAAGGCACCCCACUUGUCGGAAGCUAUGGGUGCACCCCUCAUUCUCUGCCCAAGUUUCAACAUCCUUCUCAUGAACUGUUGAAGGAGAAUGGAUUUACGCAGCAAGUGUACCACAAAUAUCGGCGACGGUGCCUAAAUGAGAGAAAAAAAUUGGGAGUCGGUCAGUCCCCAGAGAUGAACACUCUGUUCCGCUUCUGGUCCUUUUUCCUCAGAGAUCACUUUAACAAGAAAAUGUAUGAGGAGUUUAGGCAGAUCUCUGUUGAAGAUGCCAAAGAAAACUACAGGUAUGGCCUGGAGUGCCUUUUCAGGUUCUACAGUUAUGGACUGGAAAGGAAAUUUAGACCAGAUAUAUUUAAGGAUUUUCAAGAAGAAACUCUGAAAGAUUAUGAAACUGGUCAACUGUAUGGACUGGAGAAGUUUUGGGCUUUUCUUAAAUAUACCCAAUCCAAAAACCUGUCGGUAGAUCCCACACUGCAGAACCACCUGAGCAAGUUCAAGAGACUGGAAGACUUCAGAGUUGAUCCUCCAAUAGCAGAAGAAUCGGGACGCCGCAGACAUCCAUCUAAUUCAGGACAUGAGGACUCCGGCCGUCGAAGACACCGCUCAGGCUCCUCCAAGGCCAGUCAUACCACUAAAUAUUCAGCUGGCAGUCAUUCUCAGGACUCCUCUUAACCUGCGUUCCCAGGAAGCUCUUACCAUCCAGGACCGUAAUGUCAUCUUCGGUAAUCAUGGAUAUUUGAGAAAUGGACUCAAAGGUUUUUAUGGCCAAACCAGCAGAUUGGUCGGCAGUAUUAGAAACAGCAGAUGGAACUUUGAUCCAUUGUGUGAUUUAUGUGGACGCUGUGAAGUUUUAUAAGGGAGUUGAGGUAUGGUUUGCUGGGAGAAAAGAAAGGUACUUGGUGGUGUUCACAAUGUGCAUUCCUAGUUAAUAUGCAAUUAUUGGAAUGCCUUCUUUUCAGCUAUUGCUCCGAUACCAUUUUUAAACCAGCCAUAAUAGUGCUUUGUUCAACUGGCCUAGUUACAAACCUAUGUGUAGAAUUGUAAAAAAGAAAAAGCACAAAAAAAUAACAUAUUUUAUGCAUAGCAAUGAUAGAUUUAUUUUAAGCAGUAAUUGUAGAUGAUGCAGGGGUUUGAUUUGUAUGGAUGUUUCACGUCUUCUAGGAACCUUUGUCACAAAACUAAAUUGUAUUAUUUCUUUUUUUUGUGUUAGUAUGACAUCAUGAAUACAUUGAAAAGGAAAAUCUCAUAUUUUCAGUAUACAUUGGUACCUACUAGCUCUACCUUGUUAUAUGUUUUCUAAACUUUGCUAGUUCUUGAGAUCCCAUUUUUACAGAACGUGAUGUUCCUGCAAGAAUGAAUAUCGUUUAGGGAUAAAACAUCGAGCAGAUGUUAAGUGUUAGUUCUUGCCAGCAAAUUUCAGGAAAAUAUACUGUAUAUAUAAUUUCUUUCCUUUCGGAAAACCAUGUCUUAUAUUCUAAAAACAUUUCAACAGACAGAUCUAUGAUGUUUGUUUUAACCCAUCAAAGCAUUUAAUAGGCAUGUUCCUUUGGUACAGUUCUUGGUGCUAUUAAACUUUAAAUGUUUCGGUAUGUCCAAUAGGAAAUCGUUUUGCCAGAGGGUUUGGCUACAGGGAAUCUCCUUUGACUGCUAGGAGUUCAGUAACUACAAAGCAUCGUUGUUACUUGUGGUUGCAGCACUGUGAUAUGCUACUCCUUCCAUUAGUACUUGAGGCCAUUGCUUAGUUGGUGGUGGUGGUAAGUUACAGGCCAUUUUCGAUUUAGGUGGCAUAGUGUCUGCUGAGCUGAAGCUACUAAAGAAUUCCC
Molecule: messenger RNA, 4327 nt
Organism: Rana temporaria (common frog)
Lineage: Eukaryota; Metazoa; Chordata; Amphibia; Anura; Ranidae
Gene: LARP1B
Product: La ribonucleoprotein 1B
Exons: 19
Coding region: 342-3176 (944 amino acids)
Biological process (GO): positive regulation of translation; mRNA stabilization
Cellular component (GO): cytosol; cytoplasmic stress granule
Molecular function (GO): RNA cap binding
Source: RefSeq, a predicted model, not a curated record